CAUCGCUGAGGCAGACUGGCACCGGAGGAGAGUAAUAUGGUACCUUAACGACUGGUCCAUCCAGCGGCCUGUUUGGUUCUGUUUCUGUUCGGCGACCGAUUCGUCGGUUCAUGUCAAACGUUUACACCCGGUUAGGAGCUGGAGGAACGGAAAGCGCACGAGCUGAAACCAAACACGGAUUUAUUUAGGAGAAAAGCAGCGAGACGGUUCCUACAGUCAUGGAAAUUGUCACACAUUUAAUUAACAACACCAUAGAGUUCUACAAAUGGACCCUAACUAUUGCAGACAAGCGAGUGGAGAAAUGGCCUCUGAUGAGCAACCCCCUCCCCACGCUGGCCAUCAGCACCUCCUACCUGCUUUUCCUUUGGCUGGGGCCCAAAUACAUGAAGAACCGAGAGCCCUUCCAGCUACGCAAAACCCUCAUUGUCUACAACUUCAGCAUGGUUUUCCUCAACGUCUUCAUCUUUAAAGAGCUGUUCAUGGCAGCGCGAGCAGCAAGAUACAGCUACAUUUGUCAAUCUGUGGACUAUUCAGAUGACCCCAAUGAAGUCAGGAUGGCAGGAGCUCUGUGGUGGUAUUUCAUCUCCAAGGGCAUUGAAUACCUGGACACAGUGUUUUUCAUCCUGAGGAAAAAGUUCAACCAGGUGACCUUCCUGCACGUCUACCACCACUGCACCAUGUUCACCCUCUGGUGGAUCGGCAUCAAGUGGGUGGCAGGAGGACAGUCCUUCUUUGGUGCACACAUGAAUGCACUGAUCCACAUCUUGAUGUAUUUGUAUUAUGGUCUGGCCUCCUGUGGACCUAAAAUCCAAAAGUACUUGUGGUGGAAGAAGUAUCUGACCAUUAUUCAGAUGGUCCAGUUCCACAUCACCAUCGGCCACACUGCCCUGUCCCUCUAUGUCAACUGCGACUUCCCCCACUGGAUGCACUACUCCCUCAUCUGCUAUGCCAUCACCUUCAUUGUUCUUUUCGGUAACUUCUACUACCAGACUUACCGUCGCCAGCAGCCUGCGCGACGCGACACCUCCUCUUCCUCCAAGGCAGCAAAGGCUCUCUCCAACGGCAACCUCAACGGCUUCAACAAAGCUGCUAAUGGGGCGCCGCUUGUGGGGAGCAAGGAGGAGAAACCCCAGGAGAACUCUGGAAGAAGAAAGAGGAAAGGACGUGCUAAAAGAGAUUAGAAGAAGAGGAUGAGGAGGACAGGUGAGGUGGGACCCUGACUUUGGCUACUAGGUUGAUAAAACAUGACAGACUUAAAUUGAAGAAGAAUUAACUACAUGGGUGUGUUCAAGUGAGAUUUAUUUCUUUGAGCCAUGAUCUAAGAUGCUGUAGAUAAAAUAUGAGAGACUUUGUUGAGAGGAGAUUAUUUGUUAAGAGUAAGAUGUUCAUUAUGACUAAUAAUCCACAAUGAAGUAGUAGAGUUUGGGAUAAAUUGUAGUAUUCCUUCUCUUUAUCGCGAUGCCAAGCAUCUUUUACUACAAGGGGGGGAUAUGUAGCAAACAAACACUGAGGUUGAACAUGAAACAUUAGGAAAAAGCCUGAGCUGUGGAAGACCUGUUUGUUUACUGCUGUAAAUAACAAACAAUGCUGGAUUGAGACAGGAAUACAAAUUAUAACAUGAAAGGGUUGGAUUUAAAGUGAAAAUAACGUAUGCUAUAAUUCCAUUUCAGCCAAGCUUGUUUAUGGGAGAGACUUUAAGUCUACAGUUUCCUUCUACUGUCUUUUAAUUCUAUUGUCUUUUCUUUUUUGUUUGUUUUUGCUUUAGAACAAAACCUCUCAUUACUGAACUGUCAUGCAUUAUCAUGCAGUAAAUAAACCCAUAUCAAGAGGUAAUAUAUACAUAAAUAAAAAACCUGUGAUGGUUUUCUAUCAAUGUUAAAAGAUGCAAUAUGGAUCAGCUUCAGCUCAUGUAAAGUUGUCAGUAUGUUUUUUGUUUGUAUAUAAUUAUAAUUCAUUUUGUACAGCCAUAAUUGUUUGUCAUGUGAUGAAGUGUAACAAAUAUCCAGAGAAAUGACGGAUCUGAUAGUAUUCUGUGUUUUGCCCCUCUGACAGAAGAGCUUUUAUGUUGCAGAUGUUUCUUGUCUUUUAUAUCAUACCCUCAAUGAAAUUCUUUGUCUCAGAAGCUGAAGAAAAAGUUUCUGUGUUUUGGUUUCCCUGUUUUUUUUUAUUUAGUAUUUAUCAACAAUGCAGAGCCA
Messenger RNA from Nematolebias whitei (Rio pearlfish), 2195 nucleotides. It is a transcript of the gene elovl4a, whose product is annotated as ELOVL fatty acid elongase 4a. The record is from RefSeq and is a predicted model, not a curated record. NCBI's taxonomy places the organism in Eukaryota, Metazoa, Chordata, Actinopteri, Cyprinodontiformes, Rivulidae. Gene Ontology annotation, biological process: fatty acid elongation, saturated fatty acid; very long-chain fatty acid biosynthetic process; sphingolipid biosynthetic process. Gene Ontology annotation, cellular component: endoplasmic reticulum membrane; endoplasmic reticulum. Bases 219 to 1181 code for a protein of 320 amino acids. Gene Ontology annotation, molecular function: fatty acid elongase activity. The transcript has 7 exons.